GCUGGAGGAUGCGAGGUUGAAAAAGCCCGCGGCGUCUUCUCUGUACCCUGCGCUCGGCUCCCUGCUCGGUCGCGCUGGAACCUGUACUGGCAGCCGGAGGUGGAGGUAGGAACCGGGAUACCUCGGAAGCCCGGAAAUGGACUCAAUGAUCUUUGAGGAUGUGGCUGUGAACUUUACCCAGGAGGAAUGGGCUUUGCUGGAUCCGUCCCAGAAGAAACUCUACAGAGAUGUGAUGUGGGAAAUCAUCAGGAACCUGAUGUCUGUAGGAAUAAAAUGGGAAGACCGGAACAUUGAAGAUCAGUACAAAAAUUCCAGGAGAAAUCCAAGAAAUCAUAUGACAGAGAGACUCUGUGAAUGUAAAGAUGGUCAAUGUGGAGAAACUUUCAGCCUGAUUCCAGAUGGUAUAAUGAACAAGAACACUCUUCCUGGGGUAAAACCAUAUGAAAGCAGUGUGUGUGGAGAAGGCAACGUGGAUCAUUCAUCUCUGAAUUGCUACAUCAGAGCUGACACUGGACACAAACCGUAUGAGUGUCAGGAACAUGGAGAGAAGCCACAUAAAUGUAAGCAGUGUGUAAAAACCUUCAGCUGCCUCCACUCCUUCCAAACACAUGAAAAGCCUCACACUGGAGAGAAACCCUGUGAUUGUAAGGAAUGGGAAAAAACCUUCGAUUCUCCCCAAACCGUUCAAAGAUACAGGGUAGUGCACAGUGGAGAUGGACCUUAUAAAUGUAAGUUUUGUGGGAAAGCCUUUGAUAAUCUCAGUUUAUAUCUCACACAUGAAAGAUCUCAUACUGGACAGAAGCCAUAUGAAUGUAAUGAAUGUGGGAAAGCCUUUGGUUUUCCCAGCUCCUUUCAUAGACAUGAAAGAACGCACACCGGGGAGAAACCAUAUGAAUGUAAGCAAUGUGGGAAAACCUUUAGUUGUUCCAGUUCCAUUAAAAAACAUGAAAGAAUCCACACUGGAGAGAAGCCCUAUGAAUGCAAGCAAUGCGGGAAAGCCUUCGCUUCUUCCAAUUCGUUUCAGUAUCAUGAAAAGACUCACACUGGAGAGAAACCCUAUGAAUGUAAGCAAUGUGGGAAAUCCUUUAAUUGUUCCAGUUCCAUUAGAAAACAUGCAAGAAUUCACACUGGAGAGAAACCCUAUAUAUGUAAACAAUGUGGUAAAGCUUUUAGAUUUCCCAGUUCUAUUAAAAAUCAUGAAAAGACUCACACUGGAGAGAAGCCCUAUGAAUGUCAGGAAUGUGGGAAAGCCUUCAGAUAUUCCAGUUCACUUCGAGUACAUAAAAGAAUUCACACUGGAGAGAAGCCGUAUGAAUGUGAGCACUGUGGGAAAGCCUUCAGUCAUCCCACGACCUUUCAUAGACAUAAAAUUACCCACACUGCAGAGAAACCUUAUGAAUGUCAGGAAUGUGGGGAAGCCUUCCGUUAUCCUGUUGCUUUUCGUAGACAUAAAAUUACCCACACUGCAGAGAAACUUUGAGUGUAAGGAAUGUGGGAAAGCCUUCUGUUAUCACAGUUCCCUUCAAAGACAUGAAAGGACUCACAACGGAGAAAAGUUGUGUGGAUAUAAGAAAUGUAAAGCCGGCUGGGUGUGGUGGCUGACGCCUGUAAUCCCAGCACUUUGGGAGGCCAAGGCGGGCGGAUCAUGAGGUCAAGAGAUUGAGACCAUCACGGCCAACAUGGUAAAACCCCAUCUCUACUAAAAAUACAAAAAUUAGCUGGGCGUGGUGGCAUGCGCCUGUAGUACCAGCUACUUGGGAGGCUGAGGCAGGAGAAUUGCUUGAACCUGGGAGGUGGAGGUUGCAGUGAGCUGAGAUUGUGCCACUGUACUCCAGCCAGGCGACAGAGCGAGACUCCGUCUCAAAAAAAAAAAAAAAAAAAAAGUAAAGCCUUCCACUAUUCCAGUACCUUCUGAAACCAUGAAAGAACUCACACUUGAGAAAAACAAUGAUGUUAGGAACAUGGGAAGUCUUUCCUUUCUCUCUCAAUCGUUUGAAGGCAUAUGGUGUGACAUGCUGGCAAUAGACCUCAUAACUGUAAGGAACAUGGAAAACGAUUUUUGUUUUCCAUGCUCCUUGUUUAUUUUAGAUACAUGAAAGAAUUUACUCUGGAGAGAAACUAUGAGUGUAAAAAAUGUGGUAAUGCCUUGUGUAGUUUCUGUUUCUCUGAAAUACUGUCAUGUCCUGGUAUUCUCAGGGGAUUAGUUGCAGGCACCCCGCUCCCCACUUCAGAACAUCUAAAUCUGAAGAUGCUCAAGUGCUUUAUAUAAAAUGGUGUAUUUUCCUAGAACCUAAGCACAUCCUCUUGUACACUUUAAAUCAUCUCUAGGUUAUCUAUACUGCCUAAUGCAUUGUAAACGAUACAAAAAUAGUUGUUUCAUUGUGUUAUUUAGGGAAUGCUGACAAGAAAAAACAUCUGUAGAUGUUUAAUACAGAUAACCAUCACAGGCCCACCUCCAUAGUACAGGCCCACCUCAAAGUAUAUGUCAGCUACAAUGAAACAUUUUCUUUUUUUUUUGAAAAAGUUUUGGACUGGUUUCAUUUAAUGGCCUCAAAAACACGUGUUGACAUUCUCCAAAUCCUUGGUUCUUCUCUCCUGAUAACCCUCAUAUGAUGAUUGCUCUGUGGUUCCUAAAGCUGCAGUGUUUUGAGGUGCUUAGAUACGUGGCAGUGUGGAUAAGUCAGGGGACAUCAGUUUAACUUGAAUUUUCUUUUUUUUUUUUUUUUUUUUUGAGAUGGAGUCUUGCUCUGUCACCCAGGCUGGAGUGCAAUGGUGCGAUUUCGGCUCACUGCAACCUCCACCUCCUGGGCUCAAGUGAUUCUCCUGCCUCAGCCUCCCAAGCAGCUGGGAUUACAGGUGCCCGCCACCACACCCAGCUAAUUUUUGUAUUUUUAGAAGAGAUGGGGUUUCACCGUGUUGGCCAGGCUGGUCUUGAACUCCUGACCUCGUGAUCUGCCCACCUUGACCUCCCAAAGUGCUGGGACUACAGGCAUGAGCCACCCUGCCCGGCCAGAAUUUUCUUUCAGGACAUCAGGAGGAUCCUCUGCUGGAAGAACCAACAUCUGAUUGCAGAUGUUGCCUCUUUGGUGGAAGGUCAGUAACACAAGUCUUGGAUCUGUGGUGUUUGAGGGCUGAAAAUAUUUAAACAUCGAACUUUCAGUCCUUUUUUUUUUUCUUUUUUUUUGAGAUGGAGUCUCAGUCGCCCAGGCUGGAGUGCAGUGGCACGAUCUCAGCUCACUGCAACCUCUGCCUCCCGGGUUCAAGCGAUUCUCCUGCCUCAGCCACCCGAAUAGCUGGGAUUACAGGUGCACACCACCAUCCCCAGCUAAAUUUUGUAUUUGUAGCAGAGACAGGGUUUCAUCAUGUUGGCCAGGCUGGUCUUGAACUCCUGAUCUCUGAUGAUCUGCCCACCUUGGCCUCCCAAAGUGCUGGGAUUAUAGGCGUCAGCCACCUCACCCUGCCGAAGUUUCAGUCUUCAUAAUUGCAGAUGCUUUAGUUGGAAACGUUGUCAUAGGAAAAACUGUUUUUUCUUUCUCUUUGAAUCAUCAAACACAUCUUGCAAUGGUUUUGGCCGUGUUAUCUCUGGUGACCUGUAAGCGACUUUGAUAUUAAGCUUGAGUAUGCUGAAACAAGUCAAGACUUUUGGUGAUGUUAGGAUGGUAUGCAUGUAUUUUGCAUGUGAGGUCAUAAAUUUAGGGAGCAGGUAGAAAAUUAUUGCUUUAUUUGUCCCCUGAAAUUCAUAUUAUUAUUAUUUUUUUGAGAGAGUUUUGCUCUUGUUGCCUAGGCUGGAGCGCAAUGGCACAAUCUUGGCUCAAUGCAACCUCCACCUCCUGGUUUCAAGUGAUUCUCCUGCCUCAGCCUCCCAAGUAGCUGAGACUGUAGGCAUACGCCACCGUACCCGGCUAAUUUUUUGUAUUUAGUAGAGACAAGGUUUCACCAUGUUGGUCAGGCUGGUCUCCAACUCCUGACCUCAGGUGAUCCAUGCACCUCGGCCUCCCAAAGUGCUGGGAUUAUAGGGAUGCGCCACCACGCCCAGCCCUGAAAUUCAUAUUUUGAAACCUUACUCCCUAAUGUAUGGAAUGAGGAGAUAGGAUGCCUGGGAGGUAAUUAGGAUUACUUGGGAUCAUGAGGGUAGAGUUCUCAGGAAUGGGACUAUAAGGUUCCCUAGAGAGCUUGCAUUUGCUCUCUAUUAUGUGAGGACACAAUGAGAUGAAAGUCUUCUUUGAACAAGGAAGCUUGCCCUUACCAGGCACUGAAUCUACUAUCACUUUGAUCUUGGAGUUCACAAUCUCCUGUAUACUGAGGAGCAAAUGUUAGGUGUUUAAUACACCCAGCUUAUGUCAUUUUGUUUUAGGAGCCCCUGGUGGAUAAAGCACAACCCAUUAAAAAAUAGGUGAAGGAGUUGAAUAGACGUUUCUCUAAUGAGGAUAUACAAAUAGACAAUAAUUACAUAAAGAAGAUGUUCAGCAUCACUCAUGGUUUAGGGACAUGCAAAUCAAGAGCAAAAUGACAUCUAUAUCUCCUCACCCUCAUUAGUUUGCUUCUGUCCAAGAACAAAAUAACAUGCUGGCAACGAUGUGGAAUAAUGAGAACCCUUGUACACUAUUGAUGGAAAUGCAAAAUGUCACAACUACUUUUGAAAACUAUAUGGCAGGCCGGGUGCGGUGGCUCAUGCCUGUAAUCCCAGCACUUUGGGAGCCUGAAGUGGGCAGAUCACCUGAGAUUGGGAGUUGAAGACCAGCCUGACCAAGAUGGAGAAACGCCAUCUCUACUAAAAAUACAAAAAAAUUAGCUGGGCAUGGUGGCCCAUGCUUGUAAUCCCAGCUACUCAGGAGGCUGAGGCAGGAGAAUCACUUGAACCCGGGAGGCGGAGGUUACAGUGAGUGGAGAUCGCGCCAUUGCACUCCAGCCUGGGCAACAAGAGCGAAACUCCAUCUCAAAAAAAAAAAAAAAAAAAAGAAAACUGUGUGGCAGGUAAUCAAUACAUUGAAAAAAUGGAAAUAACAUCCACCAUUUUUCCCUUCUGGGAAUAUAACCAAAAGAAUAGAGAGAGGGGCCUGAAAUGGGUAUUUGUGUACAUGGCUAUAGCAGCAUAACUUACCAAUAGGGAAAAUGUGGAAGCAACUCUCUUAUAUAUUGACAGAUGGAUGAAUAAGCAAAAGGUAGUAUAUGCAUAGGAUAGACUAUUACUCUGCCUUCAAAAGGAAGGGAGACCUGACAAAUGCUACAACAUUGAUGAACUUGGAGCACAUUAUGCUGAGUGAAAUAGUCCAUUCAUAUAAAGACACACUUUAUAAGGUCGAGUCACUUGAUUUUUUACAACCUGUCUCCAGACAUGGGCUCCUUAAACUCCAGACCCAAAAUGUUUUUGCUUAUAUGAGGUACUCAGAGGAGUCAAAUUCAUAAAGAUAGUAGAAUGGUGAUUGUGUGGAAUAGGGGAAGUGGGUAAUGGAGACUUAUGAUUUAAUGGCAUAAAAUUUCAAUAUUGCAAGAUGAAAAGGGUUCUGGAGAUGGAUGGUGGUGAUGGCUGCACACCAAUAUGAAUGUACUGAAAGCCAGUAAUUCUACACUUAAAAAUUAAGAUGGGCCGGGCGCAGUGGCUCACGCUUGUAAUCCCAGCACUUUGGGAGGCCGAGGUGGGUGGAUCACCUGAGGCCAGGAGUUGGAGACCAGCCUGGCCAAAAUGGCAAAACCCCGUCUCUACUAAAAAUACAAAAAUGAGCUGGGCAUGGUGGUGCAUGCCUGUAAUCCCAGUUACUCAGGAGGCUGAGGCAGGAGGAUCUCUUGAACCCGGGAGGCUGAGGUUGCAGUGAGCUGAGAUUGUGCCACUGCACUCCAGCCUGGGAGACAGAGCGAGACUCCGUCUCAACAACAACAACAAAAAAUUGUUAAGAUGAUAAAUUGUAUUUUAUCUGUAUUUUAGUACCAUUAAAAUGUGUGGGAUUGGUCAGAGUGGUGGGGAAAAACUAUAGGGAAAGGACGCAAACCUUCUGAGAGGUUGGAAGGUUCUGCAGAGCCCUGGGGGAGAAUAGCUGAAGGUGGCUGUUCUAUAACCCUGAGGCAGAGGGCAUGGAGUAGGUACCAGGGAGUGUGGGGGAAAUUAUCUUAAACAGGCUCGUUUACUUGUGUUGACCAGGAACUGACCUUUCAUCAUCCCUGUGCCUGACUUUCCCUGAAAGGGGAACAAUAAGUGUUAAUUACCUACAGGUUGUGUUGGCUCCAGGUUUUUGGCAUUGUGCCUAGACUGAAUAAAAGCAAGCAGCUCCAGCUUCUUGGGGCUGCUUUCUGGCCACUAGAGCCAGGCAGUCACCUAGUUGCUGUUACACUGAAUACCUGUGUCUGAGUCCUCAUUUCAUCCGUUGGCCAGGGUCUGCAGGACAGACCCGGCAUUAAAAGAGUGGGGAGCCACAGUAGUGCAAAGACCCCACUGGACCACCAACAUACCAAGCAGUUCUUGGUUCAAUCCCUCCUUGUCCUCAACACUGUUUUUCCAUUUUCCUUGUCCAUAAAGGACCUGUUUCCACAUGCUUGCUUUGACUCUGAUGUCACCUUUAGAGUUGAUGCUCAGGCAUAGCUCACUUAACUGCCUCACCUUUUCUCUCCUGAUCUGGUUGUUGAUGGCUGUUGUGAGACAUUGGUUGUUGCCUUUUUAGUUUAAAAGGAUUCAAAUGACACACAGCAAUGGAGAUGCAGUAUAUGGCAAUUUAUUGCAAACGAAAAAGUAUUUUGAAAGUUAAGUGCAGAACAGACAGUAUGCCCUGAGAGAGAGAGAGAGGAUUCAGGGCAGGCUGCUCAUAAGGAUGAGAGCAAACAGUGGCACUAGGGAGACUUUUUUUUUUUUUAAUUUUAAUAGUUAGAUUUCAGCUCUUUUGAGUGGUUUCAAGUCUGCUGUAGAGGAAGGGGGUACGGGGAAGGUGGGCAUAGUCUGAGAGGCAACAGACUCCGGAACAUUCCAGACACAGUCCUUCAGAGGCUGGCUAGUAUUAAGGAAAGUGGUUAGGUUUGUGAGGUGAAACAGUGGAUGCUUGUGGCUUUUCCGCAGUGUGUGCAGUCAGGCCAGCUUGACUUGGAGGAAAGCCAUUCAACACAAAAAUGGCACCACAGUUACCCUGGAGGUAACUGUGAAGCACAGGGUUUGAGCCACCUCCGUCAUCCUCAGGGCACUGUGUGUUUCAGGAUACUCUGUGGCACUGCUUUCUUUUCUUUUCUUUUUUUUUUUUUUUUGGACGGAGUCUCGCUCUGUCGUCCAGGCUGGAGUGCAGUGGUGCGAUCUCGGCUCACUGCAAGCUCCGCCUCCCGGGUUCACGCCAUUCUCCUGCCUCAGCCUCCCGAGUAGCUGGGACUACAGGCGCCCGCCACCACGCCCUGCUAAUCUCUUUUUGUAUUUUUAGUAGAGACGAGGUUUCGCGGUGUUAGCCAGGGAUGGUCUCAAUCUCCUGACCUUGUGAUCCGCCCGCCUCGGCCUCCCAAAGUGCUGGGAUUACAGGCGUGAGCCACCGCGCCCUGCCGAGAGACUCCUUUUAUGGGAAUCUUACAUGAUUAUUCAUAAGGGGCUGGGAAGAGGUGUUACUAGUAAGCACAUUCUGGGUGGUCUUCUGGGUGCACAUGCACAGUAGCUGCCCAUUCUUGUUCAUACGUCACAUCUCAUUAGCAUCUUAAAUCUCCACCCAGGGAUGUGGUUUUUACUAUUAUAAUGAGCAAAGGGUCAAUCUGAAGACAGGUAAAAUCAAAAUACGCGUGCUCCCUACAGGGGAAAUUCCCUACUGGAGAGAGCUUUGCUUGAAUGAGCUUGACUACAAUGCGAAUGCUGAGGCUUAUUGUGUUGACUGUACGAUUGCCAAGUCUCCAGGACAUGGCUACCUAUCCUUGGCUACCUAUCCUGUCUCAUGGUCCUCAGUCACUUCACACCCAUGAUGUAUGCUAACACCCUUCGGUUAUCUGUUUAGAAGGGAUAAUUUUUUUUUUUUUUGAGACAGUCUCGCUCUGUUGCCAGGCUGGAGUGCAGUGGCACGAUCUCAGCUCACUGCAACCUCUGCCUUCUGUGUUCAAGCAAUUCUCCUGCCUCAGCCUCCCGAGUAGCUGGAACUAUAGGCAUGUGCCACCAUACCCAGCUAAUUUUUGUAUUUUUAGUAGACGAGGUUUCACCAUGUUGGCCAGGAUGGUGUCGAUCUCCUGACCUCGUGAUCCACUCGCCUCGGCCUCCCAAAGUGCUGGGAUUACAGGCAUGAGCCACCGCGCCCAGUCUACAAGUUAUAAUUUUAACUUUCCCUGAAGAACACUCAUAAACAUAAGUUAAGGAUUGCAAUGUUUUGUUCAUGAACAAAUCUUCCAGACUGUGAGAAUUAAGCAAGAUAAACUGAAAAUAAUAAUAAUGCAAUACAGAUUUUCCUAACUACAGAAAAUCGAGGAAACAUACUACAAAAUGUGGAAUGAUUGACCUUUAAUUCUACCUGGGCUGGAGGUUCAAGAAAUGGACAGAAGGGGUCACUAUAUGCACAGGAAAGAAUUUCCUAAUUUUACUAGUAGAGCUGAUGUUGAAGGAGAAAUAUGUGCUGUAACAAGAGAACUUCAACGUAGGAUGAAUGAAGGAAAUCUUACCCCCCUAAUAAUAUGGAAUUUAUGCAGAAUCAAUUUUUGCUUCAGAAGGUCAGUAAAUUCUGCUUUCAUCCAAUGUCUUUACAUGUAGAAUUAUUUUUCAUUAUCAUUGUUCUUACCUUUUGUAGUGAUUACUCUGUUGUUUGUCAAGUAAAUGAUAACCCGUUACCAUCAGCAUCACUUUUCUUGUGAUAUAUAGCUAACUUUCAGUGAUGUACAAAAAUAUUUAUCAACUAUAGCUUUCAUAUUUUUGCAUUCUUGGGGUAUUUUGUUACAUGUGUAACAACUCUUGAGAUUCCACACAUAACAAUGCAUUCUUAGGAUUAUUACUUUGCCAUUGGUAGUCACUGGGUUUGUCCACUUCCUGUAUGGUGUUAUUUGCAAAUGAAAUACACACAUACUACAUUUUUAUAUGUGGUAGGUCCAACAACCUAUCAACUGAUUAUUUUACAGGUGAAGAAAUACACAUUUAGUCUGUCUUUUAUAGUUAUAAUAUUCUUUAAUAGUCAUCUUUGUUUUCUCCUGUUUUUUGACAUCAUUUGAUGUCAGACUGAAGAACUUUCUUUGGUCUUUCUUGUAGGGCUUGUGUGCUGGAAAUAAGUUCUCUUAGUAUGUAUGCUUAAACCUGGGAAAGUGUUUGUUUUGACUUCUGAUUUGAAUGUGAGCUUUGGUGGAUAUAGAAAUGUUCUAUUAUAUAUGUUUCAGAGCAGAGGAAUAGCAUCUAACUAAAAGCAAAUAUGUCUAUUUCACCCAAACACUUAUCAUUACACUAGUUUAUAUAAGUUAAUGUCAAAAAACAACGAGCAAUAAAUAGGAAUAGGAUGGAAGAAGGAAAUAUUGUGAUUGAAGAUGAAACCGUUGUUUGGGAAAGUAAAGACAAAACAACUGGAAAAAAAUUUUAAGCUGGGGAAGGAGGCAAUUUGCUGUUUAUGGAGCAAACAUACUAUUGAAUUAAAAUCACAUUUCUUGAAAAUGUAUAUUAAUUUCUAAGAAUAGCACUAACACCGUAUUCCAUAUCUGUGGAAAGGUAUGAGUAUUUCCUGAUGAAAUGACCUGAGUGUCACCUCUAUAGAUUUAUAUAUAACUUUGAUGGAUUGAAGGUUCCUCAUCCCAAUCCUCACUGUAGAGAAAUGGUUUAAAUAUAAGUAAUUCAGGAAUCUGAUCCAAAUUAACUCAUGUAUAAUAUUCCAGAAAAAUUCACAACAUCAAAGAAAUGUUAUGAAAUUUAUACUUUUUUUUCUGACAGAGGGCCUCACUGUGUCACCCAGGCUGGAGUGCAGUGGUGUGAUCUCACCUCAUUGCAGCCUUGACUUAGUGGACUCCAGAAAGCCUCUUGCCUCAGCCUCCCAAAUAGCAGGGACUACAGGCCAUCACACCUGACUCAUUUUUUAAUUUUAAUUUUUUUUUUUUGGUAGAGACAGGGUCUCACUAUGUUGUCCAGUCCAGGCUGCCUCAAACUCCUGGGCUCGAGCAAUCCUCCCACCUCAGCCUCCCAAAGUGCUGGGAUUAUAGGCCAUUGCUCCCGGCUUAUUUUUUAUUUAUUAUUAUUAUUAUUAUUUUUUUUUUUUUUCUGAGACAGAGUCUCGCUCUUUUGCCCAGGCUAGAGUGCAGUGGCGCUAUCUCGGCUCACUGCAAGCUCCGCCUCCCGGAUUCACGCCAUUCUCCUGGCUCAGCCUCCCGAGUAGCUGGACUACAGGCGCCCGCCAUCGCGCCCGGUUGAGGUUUUGUAUUUUUAGUAGAGACAGGGUUUCACCGUGUUAGCCAGGAUGGUCUCGAUUUCCUGACCUCGUGAUCCGCCCACCUCGGCCUCCCAAAGUGCUGGGAUUACACGCGUAAGCCACCGCGCCCGGCCUAUUUUUUAUUUUUUUUAGUCAUGGUUUAGCUUGAUCACCCAGGCUGUUCUAAAACUCCUGGGCUCAAAAGAUCCUUCCCGCCUCAGCUUCCCUCUGGGGUAGCUGGGACCACACGUACUUGCCAACUCACCCAGCCUUUUAUUAUCAGUGCCUAAUGCUUAAGGAGGAUGUGGGCUACCUUUUACUUUCAGAUAAAAAACAUUGAGGUGAGAUAAUUCUGUUAAUUUUUUUUAACACAAAGGUUCAUAACUUGAAUAGGUACUGUUUCUUGCCUGAAUCAUUUAAUUAAAAAAUUUCGUUUUCAUUUUGUAGUCUCUUGGAUCUUGGAGUUGAUUGAAAUGUAUUUUUAAUAGCCAAGUAGAUUCACUUUUAUAUGGUUUUAAAAUUGUUGGGUAUAUAAGGGGCAUUUGAAACAUUAGAUUUUUGUAUUUGCUGUGACUUUCCUGCUGGCCAGUGUGCCAGGUACCGGAUAUCCUCCGGGAACUGCAGGCAGGCCCGUCUCUCUUUCACGGGUGAGAGCCAAAGCCGACUGUUGGCGGAAGCGGAAACCCUUUCCUCCAUCACGUUUCGCCCAUUCCAGGCCAGAAGCAGGCCCCGCUCCUUGCUGCUCGCCUGUGAGCAUAUUUCGUCGAAUCCCGGCUGGGCGGCUUGGUCGCAGUGUGCCUGUGCUGGGACCGGAGCGCGUUCAUCGCCCACAGCCGCUCCAGUUCUUGUGAGUGGUUGUUCCUGCACGCCGGGAGCCGUGGGCCGGGCCAUCAGGCCAUACAAGUGCUGCUAAAGCGGCCUCGCCUUCGGCUGCAUCAUCUCGGGGACGUUUCACUUGUCUCUUCUCCCAGUUACAGCCCCAGCCCCUCGAACUCACCGGGUCUCCACAGCACACUCUGAUCAAUAUCCCACAGGACUCUGCGUGCCUGAUUGCUUUCCUCUGCCUUCCUUACUUGCAACUCCCAAGGUCACGUGUCUGUGAGAGUGGACCUAACUCAGCCGCUAACUCAGCCUCGAGCUACACAAAAAAGGGACUGGACUGGGCUAAGGCUUCAAAAAAGGGUGGGCCUUGGGUAAGAUGUUCCAGCUGGUCCAGCACCCUCCUGUCCCAUUUCCCAGGCCCUGGCAGUCCAGAAUUGAGUAAAACAUACUGAGAUAACCCUCCACUGGUGAACCUGGAGGAAGAUCCAUCCUGUAGGAGGUGAGAGCCUGGGAAAGGACAUCACUAUGGAGGGAACUGAAGUUGGGGUGGAGGUCGGUGGAUGGGGUAUUGGAAGUGGCUUGAGACCAGGAGAUGAGUUUAAAGUCCUCAGGUGCCUGUGGGUAAAGUUCUGACAAAGGAACCAGGACGAAAUAAGUCAGUUGAUGAAAAGGAUCAGGACUGGGGGAAAAAAACAAGGACCCAACCUGGUGAUCAGGAUUAAACAAUUAUUCUGGGCAGGCAAGGGCAAGAAAUAGAUAAUAACCUGGAAAAAGAAAUCGCUGGUGUAGGAGGGAUAUCAGCUGAGAAGAGUUGGUCCAAGGCUGUUGGUCUACACUCCACAUCCUGUGGGGUGCACCUGGUGGGCAACUAGGAGAGAAGAAGGGCCCGACGUCCAGUAAGGGAAUCAGAAUGUGAAUGCAGUAUUGCUGUGGGGAAGGAUCACAGGCCACCUGGAGCCACCUAAGUGAAAACAAGGUUCAGUGCCUGGGGAUGGAAGGAUCUGAAUGGAAACUCACUUAAGGCCAGGUGGGGUGACCUGAGUAGCAAACAGGUAAAAGUUGGGUAGGAGGACCUGAUUUGGAUGGGGCUGCUCACUGUGAUGUCUAUGAAGCUAUCAUUCCAGCUGCUGUCCACCUAGGAGCUGUUGGUCAGUACAGUCAGCUGCGUGUUCCCAUCUUGUGUAUGAGGGCAGUAGUGAGGGCUGCCCUUCAUGCCUGCCUUGAUCACUGGCGGGAGACAGAGGACGUGGAAGUAUGGGCUGUUUGGGGGGAUGGUGCCUAUGAGGAAGCUCUGAUCCCGAAUCUAGAGAAUGGGAGGGUGGGAUGUAUCAUGGAGGGUCAGGCCGGGGGUCUGGAGGAUAUCAUGUCCUAAAUGCAGAUGUUCUCUGGGUCUCAGGUCCCUGCUACCAGCCCAGCCUGUUGAGGCUCCAGAUGAGUCAAUAACCCUGGCUCAGGAGAGCUGGUGUGGGAUCUGUUAGGCCAAGGGGUCUGGCUUCCUUACUACCUCCAACUUCUACCUCUGUAGAAAUGUCUGUCUCCAGCGUCAUGUCAAAGCAACUGAUGACUUCCCUACCCCAGGCAUCACUGAGCUAAAUUGGGUGGCAGGAAGGUGAUCACCACCUAAGUACUAUCUUUUUAUUUUAUUUUAUUUUGAGACAGAGUCUCGCUGUGUCGCCCAGGCUGGAGUGCAGUGGCUCCAUCUUGGCUCACUGCAAGCUCCACCUCCCAGGUUCACGCCAUUCUCCUGCCUCAGCCUCCCGAGUAGCUGGGACUAUAGGUGCCCGCCACCAUGCCUGGCUAAUUUUUUGUAUUUUUAGUAGAGAUGAAGUUUCACCAUGUUAGCCAGGAUGGUCUCGAUCUCCUGACCUCAUGAUCCACCUGCCUCGGCCUCUCAAAAUGCUGGGAUUACAGGUGUGAGCCACUGUGCCUGGCCCACCCAAGUACUAUCUUAUCCCUUCUCUCCUUUUCAUCCCAGCCUGUGCCCACUGAUCGCUCGGUUACUGGUCCCAUUAUCCACUCCAGCUCCUGGUACUUCUCUUCUGGGUACAGCUGAACCACCUGGGAAGAGCAAGCUAAGAAGUUCUGGUGCCCCCCUUGCAGCAAGGCUAUCAGUGGGCACAAGAGGAUGGGGGGAUGGGCUGGAGUAAGCCCUACCCAGAGCUGGAGGGAGCCCCACACAGUUCUCCCUGAGCUGUUAACUUCCCAGAGACCCACCUCACAGUCAAGAGCACCAACGGGCACUCCUCCCUCCACUCCCCUUACUGGGGCACCAGUUUCUUUCCACCCCAGGUGUUGUUCACUAUCCCUGUUAUUUCAAUUCUCAUGGCUCACAGGAAGAAAUAGGUAUAUUGUACUGAGAUUUUUCUAAAUGACAUAAAAAUAUGCAUUCGUGAAACAAUCUUUUCAAGAUAAGGAUCCCAUCCAUCGGACUCAAACAUUACCCGCUGGUCCUUGGUAAUCUUGCCCCACCCUACUGCUUCCUCUCUCUCAGCCACCCCUGAUGGAAUCCUGCAGUUUGUACUGUUCUGUGUCAGGCAUCUUUCACUCAGCAUAAUUGAGCUUCAUCCAAUAGUUCUUUAUUGUACAUGAAUAAUAUUCCAUCUUCAGAGGAAGCAAAACUUAUUCCUCCAGCUGUUGAUGGAUAUUUGGGUUAAUUUCAGUUUUUGGCUAUUAAGAAUUAAACAUGAAUAUUCACAUACCAGUGUUUGUAAGAACAUAUGAUAUUUCUUUUUUGUUUGUUUGAGACAGCCUCGCUCUGUCACCAGGCUGGAGUGUAGUGGCGCAAUCUUGGCUCACUGCAACCUCCGCCUCCCAGGUUCAAGCCAUUCUCCUGCUUCAGCUUUCUACAGCAACUGUAGUUGGGACUACAGGUGCGUGCCACCACGCCCAGCUAAUUUUUGUAUUUUUAGUAGAGGCGGAGUUUCACUAUGUUGGCCAGGCUGGCCUUGAUCUCUUGAACCUCGUGAUCCGCCCACCUCAGCCUCCUAAAGUGCUGGGAUUACAGGCAUGAGCCACUGUGCCCAGCUGAUUAUUUCUUUAGAAGAUUUUAUUUUAUUCUACCUAGGAGUAAAAUGGCUGGGUGUUGUGACAGGUGUAUGUUUAACUUCUUAGGAAACUUCCAAACUGUUUUCCAAGUGGCUGUUGCAUUUUGUAUUCCCACCAACAUCAUAAGAGUUCCAGUUGCUUCGCAUUGUCACCAACAUUUGAUAUAGCCAAUCUUACUAAUUUUAGACUCCCAAAUAUGUGUAGUGGUAUUAGAAUUGUGGCUUAAAGCCAGGCACAGUGGCUCACGCCUGUAAUCCCAGCACUUUGGGAGGCCAAGGCGCGCGGAUCACGAGGUCAGGAGAUCGAGACCAUCCUGGCUAACACGGUGAAAUCGCAUCUCUACUAAAAAUACAAACAAUUAGCCAGGUGUGGUGGUGGGCGCCUGUUGUCCCAGCUACUCCAGAGGCUGAGGCAGGAGAAUGGUGUGAACCUGGGAGGUGGAGCUUGCAGUGAGCCAAGAUAGUGCCACUGCAUUCCAGCCUGGGCGACAGAUCGAGACUCCACCUCAAAAAAAAAAAAAAUUGUGGCUUAAAUUUGUGUUUGCUUAAUGAAUGAUGAUGUUGAAUGAUAUUUCAUGUUUUUAUUUGUCACUGAAAAAUAUUCUAUGGUCAAGUAUUAAUGACAUUGAUUGCUUUCAGAUUAUUAGUUUUUGAGAGUUCUUUAUAUAUUCUGGAUAUAAUUGCUGCAUCAGAUUAUGGUUUGUAAGUAUUUUCUCCCAUCUACGGCUAUUCUUUAAAAAUCCUUAGCAGUCUCUAGGCUGGGAGUGGUGGCUCAUGCCUGUAAUCCCAGCACUUUGGGAGGCCAAGGCGGGCAGAUCACUUGAGGUCAGGAGUUCGAGACCAGCCUGGCCAACAUGGUGAAACCCCAUCUCUACUAAAAAUACAAAAUUAGCCAGGCAUGGUGGCACAUGCCUGUAAUCCCAGCUACUCGGGAGGCUGAGGUAGGAGAAUCGCUUGAAGCUGAGAGGCGGAGGUUGCGGUGAGCCGAGAUUGCGCCAUUGCACUCCAGCCUGGGCAACAAGAGCGAAACUCUGUCUCAAAAAAAAAAAAAAAAAAAAAAAAAAUCCUUAGCAGUCUUAUGCCUAUAAUUCCAGUACUUUGGGAGGCCAAGGCGGGCAGAUCACUUGAGGUCAGGAGUUCGAGACCAGCCUGGCCAACAUGGUGAAACCCCAUCUCUACUAAAAAUACAAAAAUUAACCAGGCAUGAUGGUGUGUGUCUGUACUCCCACCUACUUGGGAGGCUGUGGCGGGAGAAUUACUUGAACCUGGGAGGCGGAGGUUGCAGUGAGCCGAGAUCAUGACACUGUACUCCAGCAUGGGUGACAGAGCGAGACUCUGUCUCAAAAAAAAAAAAAAAAAAAUUCCUUAACUGUAUCCUUCACAAAGCAAAUUUUUAUUUUAAUGAAGUUUAAUUUCUCAAUUUUUAAUGGAUUCUGCAUCUUUGUCGUAUGUAUGCAAUUGUAACGUAACCCAAGGUCAAAUAAUUUCACCCACAUUUUCUUUACAUUUUAUAAUUUAGAUUAUACGUUCAGUUUUGUGAUUCAUUUUGAGUUAAUGUUUGUAUAUAGUGCAAGACAUAGAUCUACAGUCUUUACUUUUUGCAUAUGCAUAUUCUAUUUUUUAGCAUUAUUUGUUGAGAAGAGAAAUUUUGACUCAAUUGUUCACUUUGAUUAAAAAAAACUACUGGACCACAUAUGUGUAGAAAUGUUACUGGAACAUUUAUUGUGUUCCAUGGAUAUAUUUGUCUACUUGCCAAAGACAUUGUCUUGAUUAGGAUUGCUAAAUUUUCUUUGUUUUUUUUUCAGAAUUAUUUGGCUAUUUGUUUGGUUAUUUCAGGUACUUUUCACCUUUUUUUUUUUUUUUGAGAUGGAGUUUCACUCUUGUUGCCCAGGCUGGACAACAACGCGAUCUCGGCUCACCGCAACCUCCGCCUCCCGGGUUCAAGUGAUUCUCCUGCCUCAGCAUCCCAAGUAGCUGGGAUUAUAGGCAUGCGCCACCAUGCCCAGCUAAUUUUGUGUUUUUAGUAGAGAUGGAGUUUCUCCACGUUGGUCAGGCUGGUCUCGAACUCCCGACCUCAGGUGAUCCUCCUGCCUCGGCCUCCCAAAGUGCUUGGGAUUACAGGCAUGAGCCACCACGCCCGGCCUUCAUCAUAAUUUUAUAACUUCAUAAUACAUUGUUCUUUUUCUUUUUUAAAAGAUUCAAUGAUUUUUUUUAAAGCAAUAAAAAAUAGUAAAAAACCCUUUGUGUUUACUGAAGUGGUUAUCAUUUCUGGUGCUCUUCUUUCUUUCCGGAUUUCCACUUGGCUUCAUUUUUCUUUACACCCAUGCAGUUUAGGGAUGUCUCUUAUGGAGCAAGUAUGCUGAUUACAAACACUUUCACUAUGGCUGAAUUAAUAAUUUAUUUUCCCUUCAUUUGGAAAGAUAUUGUUUGCUGGAUAUAGGAUUCUCAGUUGAUAUACUUGUUCUUUCAUUACUUUAAGGUAGUUGUUCUAUGGUCUCCUGAUCUGCGCUGUUGCUGGUAAUAAGUAUGUAAUGAAUCCUAUCUUUGGUUCAGUGUAGUUAAUGUGUCUUUUUCCUGUUGCCUUAAAGCUAUUUUAAUUGUUCUUGCUGUGAAGUAAUUUGCUGAUGAUGUGCUUGGUGUAGAUUUAUAUACAUAUAUGCUCAUGGUUUGUUGAACUUUUUUGAUUUCUGGGUUUAUAAUUUUCAUCCAGUUUGGCAAAUGUGAAACCAGUAUUUGUUGAAAUAUUUUUUGUCAUGCUCUUUCCUCUGCCAAAGAGUCUUGUUAUUUGCAUAUUAUGUCACUUGUAAUUUUCCCACUACACAGCUCACUGAUUUUCUGUUUUUUGUUGUUGUUGUUUUUUUUUCCGGGUGCUUCAUUUGGGAUAGUUUCUACUGCUAGGUCACAAGGUUCACUCGUCGUCUUCUCUGCAGUAUCUGAUUUGCUGUUUAUUUCACUCAGUGUAAUUUGUUAUCCCAGAUGUUGUUUUCAUGCCUAGUAGCUUGAAUCAUGUUUUUUUCUUUAGUUUUUAGAUUGUUUGGAGGUAAAAUAUACUAACAGAGAAUUUGCCAUUUUGAUCAUUUUUAAAAUGUGCCAUUUAGUUGUAGUAAAUAAAUUUACGAUGUGGUGUAACCAACACAGCUAUUGAUCUCUAGCAUUCUGUCAUCACUCUAAACAGAAAUUGGGUACUCAUUAAACAAGUCCCCAGUCUCCCUUCCCCCCAGCUCCUGAUAAUGUCUAUCCUACUUUCUCUAUGAAUUUGGCUAUUCUAGGCACCUCAUAUAACGGGAAGCAUACAAUAUUUGUCCUUGUGCUGGGCAUGGUGGUUUAUGCCUGUAAUCCCAGCACUUUGGGAGGCUGAGGCAGGCAGAUCACGAGGUGAGGAGUUCGAGACCAGCCUGACCAACAUGGUGAAACCCCGUCUCUACUAAAAAUACAAAAAUUAGCCGGGUACGGUGGUGUGCACCUGUAAUCCCAGCUACUCAGGAGGCUGAGGCAGGAGAAUCGCUUGAACCUGGGAGGCAGAGAUUUCAGUGAGCCAAGAUCACACCACUGCACUCCAGCCUGGAUGACAGAGUGAGACUCUGUCUCAAAACAAAACAAAACAAAAAAUUUGUACUUGUGUGUCUGGCUUAUUUCACUUAGCAUAAUGUUUUCCAGGUUCAUUCGGGUUGUAUCAUGUAUGAGGAAUUCAUUGCUUUUUCUGUCUGAAUGAUACUUCAUUGUAUGGAGAAACCACACUUUGUGUGUCUACUCUGAACACUUUUCUUUUUUUGUAAAGAAUUAAAAAAUAUAUUUAAAAAAUAGUUUGAGAGUAAUUGAAUUAAAUCAUUGACUGGAAGAGUUGUUUCUACAGUAAUAUUUUGGCUACUGUGAAUUAAGAUGGCUAUGAAAUUGGUAUACAUGUGUCUGUGUAAGACCCUGCUUUUACUUCUUUUGGGUAUAUACCUAGAAGUGGAAUUGCUGGUGUAAAGAGUAAUGGAUAUUUCCCUUUUGUUUUUCUUUUUUUCUUUUUUCUUUUUUUUGAGACGGAGUCUUGCUCUGUCACCCAGGCUGGAGUGCAGUGGUGCGAUCUUGGCUCACUGCAAGCUCCGCCUCCCGGGUUCACGCCAUUCUCCUGCUUCAGCUUCCCGAGUAGCUGGGACUACAGGCGCCCGCCACCAGGCCUGGCUAAUUUUUUGUAUUUUUAGUAGAGACAGGGUUUCACCGUGUUAGCCAGGAUGGUCUCGAUCUCCUGACCUUGUGAUCCGCCCGCCUUGGCCUCCCAAAGUGCUGGGAUUACAGGCGUGAGCCACCGCGCCCAGCCUGAUGUUUCCCUUUUCUAGUAACAUCCAUAGUGUUUUGUUUGUUUGUUUGAGACAGAGUUUCCUUCUUGUUGCUCAGGCUGGAGUGCAAUGGCGCGAUCUCGGCUCACUGCAACCUCCGCCUCCCAGGUUCAAGCGAUUCUCCUGCCUCAGCCUCCCAAGUAGCUGGGAUUACAGGCACGUGCCACCAUGCCCGGCUAAUUUUUUUCUGUGUGUUUUUAGUAGAAAUGGGGUUUUGGCAUGUCAAUCAGGAUCGUCUCAAACUCCUGACCUCAGGUGAUUCGCCUGCCUCGGCCUCCCAAAGUGCUGGGAUUACAGGCUUGAGCCACCUUGCCCAGCCUGAUUUUGUUUUGUUGUGGAGUUGUAGGAGUUGAUAUGUUCUGGGUACUAAUCCCUUGUGAGAUAGGUGAUAGGAACAUGUGUUCUCUCAUUCUGUAGGUUGUGUUUUUAUUCUGUUGAGAGCAUCCUUUGGUGCGCAGAAGUUUUCAAUUUUGAUAUAGUCCAGUUUAUCUAUUUUGGUUGCCUGUGCUUCAGGCAACCAAAGCACAUAUCUGAGAAAUCCAAUAUCAUGAAAUUUCCCCCAAUAUUUCCUUUUCUUUCUUAUAGACAGAGUCUCGCUUUCUUGCCAGGCUGGAGUGUAGUGGCGUGAUCCUGGUUCACUGCAACCUCUGCCUCCUGGGUUCAAGUGAUUCUCAUGCCUCAGCCUCCCGAGUAGCUGGUAUUACAGGCAUGCGCCACCACGCCUAGCUAAUUUUUGUAUUUUUAGUAGAGACAGGGUUUCACCAUGUUAGCCAGGUUGGUCUCGAACUCUUGACCUCAUGAUCCACCCGCCUCAGCCUCCCAAAGUGCUGGGAUUACAGGCAUGAGCCGCUGUGCCUGUCCUUUUUUUGUUUUUGUUUUUGAGAUGGAGUUUCGUUCUUGCUGCCCAGGCUAGAGUGCAAUGGCGUGAUCUCGGCUCAUGGCAACCUCUGCCUCCCGGGUUCAAGUGAUUCUCCUGCCUCAGCCUCCCGAGUAGCUGGGAUUACAGGCAUGCAUCACCACGCCCAGCUAAUUCAUUUUGUAUUUUUAGUAGAGACAGGGUUUCUCCAUGUUGGUCUGGUUGGUCUCAAACUCCCGACCUCAGGUGAUCCGCCCGCCGUGGCCUCCCAAAGUGCUGGGAUUACAGGGGUGAGCCACCGCACCUGACCUUCCUUUUCAAUUAAAAUGUUUGCUUCAUAUAUUUUGGGCCUCUGUUAUUUAGUGCAAUUAUAUUUAUAACUGUUAUAUAUUCUGUAUGAUUUGAGCCUUUUAUAGUGCUCUUCUUUGUGUCUUUUAACAGUUUUCGACUUAGUCUAUUUUGUGUGACAAUUGUAUAGCCACCCCUGCUCUCUUUACAUUACUAUUUGCAUGGAAUAUCUUUUUCUUUCAUUCUCUUUCAACUGACUUGGGUAUUGAGAUCUACAAUGAAUGUGCUGUAGACAGGAUACAAUUUGAUCAUAUUUUAAAAAUUCAUUCUCCCUGCCUCUGUGUUUUGUUUGGCAAGUUUAUUCCAUUUAAUUACCGAUAACAAAGGCAUUAUGUCUGCCAUUGUACGGUUCGUGUUCUGUAUGACUAAUAGCUUUGUUUUUCAUAAAAAUACGAGGAAUUCCUUAUGUUUUCAAAAUCAGUGUCUAGUUUCUUGGCUUUUGAUUGGAAACUUUUAUUAACACUUAAAAGAGGGAGCAUAGCCACACUCUGCAGAGGGGACAAGAGGGCAAGUUGAACUCCCAGAGCUGAAUCCUUAUGUGUCUUGCCUCAUCACCAUGACUUGGUAAUGAGGCAGGGACACUCUGGGGACCCAUUUCUUUUUCUUAUCUUUUUUCUUUUUUGAGACAGAGUUUUGCUCUUUCACCCAGGCUGGAGUGAAGUGGCACGAUCUUGGCUCACUGCUACCUCUGUCCGCUGCCCCCCUCACCCCACCCCGGGUUCAAACGAUUCUCCUGCCUCAGCCCCCUGAGUAGCUGGGAUUACAGGCGCCCACCACCAUGCCUGGCUAAUUUUUGUAUUUUUAGUAGAGACGGGGUUUCACCGUAUUGGCAAGGUUGGUCUUGAACUCCUGACCUCAGGUGAUCCAUCCGCAUUGGCCUCCCAAAAUGCUGGGAUUACAGGUGUGAGCCACCGCGCCCGGCCUCUGGGGACCCAUUUCAACAGUAUGGCACCCAUGGUUGGGAAUAUGUUUAACCUCUAAAUUGGGGUUUUCCUGUUGAACUGUGUCUGAAAGACUGCUUCUCUGAGCUAGCUCAUGUUUUUGCUUUUUCUCUCUAUUGAUUCCUUUAUAGAAUAUUGCUGUCAUAUAAGUCCAGCUUUUCCGUGAAUUUAACAGUUUUAUCCUGUUGUCGAUGUGUUUUUAUUUUCUUGAAAAUAAGCAGAUUGAGACAUCAGAUGGGAGAAAGGCUUGACUGUCGCCAGCAGCCUCAUGCCAAAUUCCUGAUUCCUGGAGGACAGAGCCCCCCUCCUGCUCCAAGGCCAGGAGAUGGCGCCACUGGACAGAGAGUCGGGUCACUGCACUGGGAGGAAGCCCGCCUGCCAAGGGCUGUGUCUGGAACCUGUUCAUCGCGCUCCACUCAGCACAGUGAGAUCGCCUCUUCUGUUACUCGGUCUCCAGGGGGUGGGACCUGGAGCCGUAUCCAAUCAGGGCCAUGGGGUGGGGUCGUGAGAACUGUGGAUCAGGCGCACUGCAGGGAGGUGGGUGCGCGGCAUCUUCACCCCUCUAAACGCGGCUCCUACUCUGUAGCUGACAGACACCCACAGACGUGUCUGUAGCAUCCUCUGUCACACUGGGACCCGUACUGGCAGCAGGAGCCGUAGGGAGGACUGGGACACCUGGAAGCCAGGAAUUGGUGAGUGUGCGGGGCUGAGGGUCCCGAGACUAGGAUGGAACUGGUUGGAACCGGCAGGAAUAGACCGUGGCGGGACCCGGGCCUCUUCGUAGGUGACUCUGGGUUCUGAGACCCAAGUCCCCCUGGCGCACCUCGGCCCUGGUUCCUCUCAGGCCGCAGGGUGGGGCUGUGAAGGCAGCCGGGACCCCUAGCCGUCCGGUCCAGUCCCUGCGCGACUGACUGCGGCCCCAGGCCCAGCGCCCUCUCUGGUCAGCUCUGCGCCUGCUGCCCCAGUCACGCCCGCUGCCUCCGUGUCUCCCCAGAUUGUACGGGGGCCACUAGAGUGUCAUGAGGGGAAUCCUGCCUCGAGUAUGGGGUUCGUGUGAGAGGAGCUGUAGGCUGUGGGGUCCCCAGUUCCCUCUUUCUCACCAGGGGCUUUUGUAUUUUAUCUGAGUUUUCCAAAUAUACGCGAAGCAGGGUCUCAAAUCGCAACUGUGGUCCCUAGGCUACCUUCUCCUAAGGCCGGCAGCAAAUUUGGGAUUUCCUGAUCCCUUUCCGCAUUUUAUAACACGGAUUUCCUUUAGUUCACAACAGUAUCACUUCUUCGUUCUCCAGGCUAUGUUUCAAACACAGGCAGUAUUUUAAUCGUCAUUUUUUUAGAGGGCAGUAUAUGGCCCUUUUAAAAAUAUUUGUUUUGUGUUUGUGAACGUUUCAGAGAAAAACCACCUGACACUCCGCUGUAAACAAUCUUUGUGUCCCUUUUUAUCUGCCCUAGGCACAGACACCUUCUGAGAAUGUCUUGGGUUGAGAUUCCCCUUUGGAAAGUUUACAGUGAUGCGACCUCAGCCCACCCUCUGCCUUUUCCUGAUCCUGGGUUUCAGGACUACCUGGGGCUGGCCCAAGAUGCCUACAGCUGCCAAGUCUCUUGGGAAAGUCUAGUUGAAGAAUUUGUGACCGUGGAUAAGUUCGUUUCCUGUUAUGUGAACUUGGCAGAUUAAUGCUAAAUCCUGUGGGGCAGCAUUUAGCAACACCUAAAAAAAGUAGAUUUUUCUCCAUCCCUUUACUUCGAGCCUAAGGGUGUCAUUGCAUGUGAGAUGGGUCUCUUGAAGACAGCAUACCAUUGGAUCUUGCUUUUUUAUCCAAGUUGCCACUGUGCCUUUUAAUUGGGGCAUUUAGCCUGCUUACAUUCAAGGACUCAGUGACCUUUGAGGAUGUGGCUGUGAACUUCACCCAGGAGGAGUGGGCUUUGCUGGGUCCUUCCCAGAAGAAUCUCUACAGAGAUGUGAUGCGGGAAACCUUCAGGAACCUGAUGUCUGUAGAAGUCAUAUGGUAGAGAGAGUCUGAAGGUAAGGAAGAUGGUCAAUGUGAAGAGAUCUUCAUGUGAAGAGAUCUUCAGCCUUAUUCCAAAUGUUAUAGUGAAGACGACUUUUACUGGAGUCAAAUCAUGUGAAAGCAGUGUGUGUGUGAAGAAGGCAAUAUGGAUCAUUCAUCUCUUAAUUGCUGCAUCAGAGCUGACACUGGACACAAAUCAGAUGAGUGUCAGGAACAUAGAAGCCACAUAAGCAGUGUGUGAAAACCUUCAGCUAUUGCCACUCCUUUCAAACACAUGAAAGGCCUCACACUGGAAAGAAACUCCAUGUAAGAAAUGUGGAAAAACCUUCAUUUCUGUUCAAACCUUUUGAAGAUACAUGGUAAUGCACAGUGAAGAUGAACCUUAUAAAUGUAAGUUUUGUGGGAAGGCCUUUGAUAAUCUACAUUUAUAUCUUACACAUGAAAGAACUCACACUGGUGAGAAACCCUAUGAAUGUAAUAAAUGUGGGAAAGCCUUCAGUUGUUCCAGUUCCAUUCGAAAACAUGCAAGAAUUCACACCGGAGAGAAACCCUAUAUAUGUAAACAAUGUGGCAAAGCCUUUAGAUAUUCCAGUUCUAUUCGAAAUCAUGAAAACACUCGCACUGGUGAAAAACCCUGUGAAUGUAAGCAAUGUGGGAAAGCCUUUAGUUAUUCCAGUUACUUUCGAAUACAUGAAAGAAUUCACACUGGAGAGCAGGUGUAUAAAUGUAAGGAAUGUGGAAAAACAUUCACUUAUCCCAGUGCCUUUCAUAAACAUAAAAGUACCCACACUUCACAGAAACUUUAUGAAUGUAAGGAAUGUGGGAAAGCAUUUGAUUGUUUUAGUUCCUUUCAUAGUCAUGAAGGGGUUCACACUGGAGAGAAACCCUAUGAAUGCAGAACGUGGAAAAGCCUUCAGUAGUUCUAAGUACUUAAAAAUACAUGGAAGAACUCACACUGGAGAGAAGUCCUAUGCAGUAAAGAAUGAGGGAAAGUAUUUUAUUGUCUCAGUCCCCUUCAAAGACAUGAAAGGACUCACAUCAGAGAAAAGUUGUAUGAAUGUAAAAAAUGUGAUAAAGCCUUCCAUUCGUCCAGUACUGUUAGAAACCAUGAAAGAAGUCACAUUUAAGAAAAACACAGUGAUGUUAGGAAUAUGGGGAACCUUUCCUUUCUCUUCCAGUCUUUUGAAGGCACAGGGUAUGACACACUGGUGACCUCAUAACUGUAAGGAGUGUGGAAAAGUAUUUAUUAGUCCUUGUGUGUUUUAGAUACAUGAAAGAAUUUACUCGAAGGAAACUCUAUGAAUGUAAAGAAUGUGGUAAAACCUGUGUAGUUUCAGUUUCUCUUGAAUAAAGUCAUUUCCUGGUAUUCUCAGGGGAUUGGUUCCAGCACCCCUUGAGAAUAUAUAAAGCACCCCUUGAGAAUAUAUAAUUUUGCUCAAGUGCUUUAUAGAAAAGUGUAUUUGCCUAUAACUAGGCAAUCCUGUAUACUUUAAAUCAUCUCUAGAUUACUUAUAAUACCUAAUGCAUUGUAAAUGCUAUGAAGACCACUGUUUUAUUGUAUUUAGGGAAGUAUGACAAGAAAAAACAUCUGUACAUAUUCAGUACAGACACAACCACCAUACGGCUACCUACCUAGUACACAUCAUCUACAAUAUAACAUUUUCUUUUUAAAAAACA
Messenger RNA from Gorilla gorilla gorilla (western lowland gorilla), 24326 nucleotides. Its product is annotated as zinc finger protein 709. The coding region runs from base 137 to 1480 and encodes 447 amino acids. Gene Ontology annotation, biological process: regulation of DNA-templated transcription. NCBI's taxonomy places the organism in Eukaryota, Metazoa, Chordata, Mammalia, Primates, Hominidae. The record is from RefSeq and is a predicted model, not a curated record. The transcript is spliced from 10 exons.